UAUUCAUUUUUAAUUCUAAAACGAAAAACUAUAUAAGAUAAAGGUUAAUUAAAAUGUCUUCGAAAAAUAAAAAAUAAGACUUACUUUCACAUAUUUAUGUUAAACUCAAAUUAUAUCGCAUUACUGAUAUGUAUUUCGUUUUAAUGAAAAACUGCACUGCCCUCGUAUUAAACAUUUAUGUUAGUUUCAAUCAGAAACAUUAAAAUUUGCUAUGAAUGUAAACAAAAUUUGUAAAAAUAUACGAUCAAACCAUAUAUCAGCAAAUUGUUAACAUAAAUCUUGUAAUAAGAAAAAAUUGUUAAUAUUCAUAUAUUAUAUUCUUGAUAUGUAAAAAAAGAUUUCUCAAUGAUGAGAUUCGUAAUGUCAAGUAGAAGAAAAGUUGCUAGUUUUGUGAAAUAAAUAUACUUAUUAAAAAUGUUAACAUUGGCAUUUACCAAAAUUUGUAUUCGUCUUCAACGAAAUCGAAAUGAAACAAAUAUAUAUCGAUCGUUUUCAUUAAGUCGUUUUAUUUUUUUAAACGAACAAAAAAAGAAAGAAAUAGAAAUAAAACAAAAAGAAUUAAUGGCACGUGGUCUUCCAAAAGUGAAACCUUUAAAAGGUGUUAAACAAAUCGUUGUUGUAGCAUCUGGAAAAGGUGGAGUUGGCAAAUCAACAAUUGCUGUAAAUUUAUCAAUCGCUUUAAAAACUGUCGAACCACAAAAAUCUGUUGGUUUACUCGAUGCUGAUGUAUUUGGUCCUUCUGUGCCGUUAAUGAUGAAUAUACGACAAAGUCCUAUGAUUAAUAAUGCAAAUCUUAUAGAACCUCUUGUAAAUUAUGGUGUAAAAUGCAUGUCUAUGGGCUUUUUAAUUGAUAAUAAGUCUUCUGUAAUUUGGAGAGGAUUAAUGGUAAUGAAUGCUAUUGAUAAGUUAUUACAUCAAGUAGCAUGGGGUCCGUUGGAUUAUCUUGUCGUAGAUACCCCACCCGGAACAGGAGACACACAUCUUUCAAUUGUACAAAAUCUUCCAGUUGCUGGUGUAUUAUUAAUAACUACACCUCAAACAACAGCUUUAGAAGUGACUAGAAGAGGAGCUAACAUGUUCAAACAUCUAAAUAUUCCAAUUAUUGGAAUUGUGGAAAAUAUGAGCAGUGUUAUAUGCCCACAAUGUAAUAAUGAAAUAAUUCUUUAUAAUGAUGGAACUCGAAUGAUUGCAGAAGAACUUGGUGUGCAAAUUUUACAAACUUUUCCUUUAUCAGAAGCUAUUAUGAAUAGUUGUAAUAGUGGUAAACCAAUUAUAUUAUCUGCACCAAAAAGUAUACAAACUGAUAUGUAUAAACAUUUGGCAGAACAUAUGACUUCAUAGUUAAUUUAUGCCUUUUGAAAAAUCUAAAAUGAAUAUUGAAAGUUCUAUUAGCAUUCAUUCCGAUACAAAUGCAGAAAUUUAUGACAUCCCAAUGAAUGUACUUAUUCGACCUAUUCCUCCAAUUAUUAAUGAAGAAAAGGUUCAAAGUUUAAUAAAUAC
Molecule: messenger RNA, 1500 nt
Organism: Apis laboriosa (Himalayan honeybee)
Lineage: Eukaryota; Metazoa; Arthropoda; Insecta; Hymenoptera; Apidae
Gene: Nubpl
Product: iron-sulfur protein NUBPL
Exons: 6
Coding region: 415-1341 (308 amino acids)
Biological process (GO): iron-sulfur cluster assembly; mitochondrial respiratory chain complex I assembly
Cellular component (GO): mitochondrion
Molecular function (GO): ATP-dependent FeS chaperone activity; 4 iron, 4 sulfur cluster binding; ATP binding
Source: RefSeq, a predicted model, not a curated record